AUGGCGCAAAUCUACCUGCUCUACCUGCUCCAUACCUUUGGUCCCCACUCAGCGUACUCGUCACGCGACGCCUCGCCAGGUCUGCGCGCAGAACCAUGCGACCCGUUCCACGAUCCAAUCGAGCUGUCCUACUGGUCACGACCAUCUUUGGAUGCACAGAAUUCGCGCAGCUCGCACGAACAACCUCUAAAAGAUGAGCGACGCAGACGGUCUCAUGAAAGCUCGCGCUCUAGAGCAUAUCUUCUCCCAAUACAAAGCAACACCCAGUAUGUGCCGAUAUCAGGUCGACAGGAGAGCCCUCCGCCCUCAGUGCGCUCAGAACGAGAGUCGAUGUUCUCGAUGAACUCGCUAUAUCAGACAAAGAUAAUGGACGCUGGCACACAAGCUCUAGUGGAUAAGAGGGUUGGAGAGUUGGCACAAUGGCACAUACACUGGACGACCUCUGCGAUCAUAGCAUCUUUGUUUGUGGCAGGAGUUAUAGGCGCUGUGAAGCAUCACUUCUUCUAUGCACAUCUGAACGGCAAGCCAGCAACAGAGCAACUCAUGAUGACAACGCACAUGGCACACCCUUCGAAAGAAGGCUAUGACUAUCAUGGCAUCGACGGCCUUUUGUCUGCGACAGAAGACCCCACGAUGUUCUUUCUGAACUGGAAGAUGGUCAGGCAUGGCAAGCUAGCCACAUUGAUGGCGAUCUGCACAACGUGCAGGCUUAUACCGAUAGCUUCCAUCCUGUCUCCAGCUUCACUCACACCCCAGCGGAGACCUACAAUCAUGACUAUGAUCUGCCCAGCUGUUGCGACACUCAACUUGACGCGUGAAGCUGUAUUCGACUUUCGGGAAGAGCAACAUAGUAACUCGCUUGGCAACUCGCUCAUCUACUACAACAAAACAGACCCAAGCGGGCUGCGAGAUAGGUACUUCGACUACUAUGAUCAGCCUUCGAAAAUUGCUCCGGGGCUGGCGUUUAGUAGCGCAGCUCAGUUCUGCGGCACAGGCUGGAAUCGCACGUAUAUGAUCAAUUUCAUGGCUCUGGGAUACAAAUGUGACGACGUGAGCGACGCUGUACCUAACGACGCGCCGUUCACGAUCGAUCAGAUUGCACCGCAGGGCAAUUUUAUUUACCAUGCUGAGGUCGAUGAAGACGACUACAAGAGACCUCAGACGUCGACUACUGAAGGCGUACCAGAUCCAGGAUAUCCGGAAUCGCUUGGCGUCAUCGAAGACGAGCCAAAGACUCGCCAUACACUUAAAAAUUGGAUUUGGGUGCACGAACCCAAGAUGUUCAAGUGCGUGAUGCACCACACCAACUAUACCUUCGAAAUGCGCUACCGCCCCGCGCAAAAUGCAACACUCAAGCAACGCUACUUUCUCUACCCCGUUAUCAAUACAACCCUCACAUCCGCUCCAAACAACGACAGUCCAUUCAUUGCAACCCUACCCUCCGCCUUCACUAAUCCCCGCACCAACACCACCGCCUACAAACUCGCCGCAGCAUACCACUCCAUGGGCACCAUGCUGCACACCUUCCUGCGCGGCGACAUCGAAAAGACCUUCGACACAUUCAUCAUCACACGCUCCGACAUCCCCGAGACGCGGCUCAUGGACGGCCGGACAUCGUACCCACAGUCCAACCUCAUGGACGCAGUCCAGGACUUGUUUGAAGAUAUGUUGCUCACUUUGCUAUCGAAACUGACGCUUGUAGCGGCUGAGAUGGUUCCUGUAGAAUGUGUGAAGAGUAGGACGAUGAUUGUGUAUAUUUAUUUGCCGUCGAGUUUGUGGAUUGGGUAUGCGAUUGCGGCGAUUUAUAAGAAUGCUGUUGCGAGUGAUACCUUGUUCUCGCGCAUCUUGGUUACAACAAGAAACCCUAUGCUGGAUCAUAUCAGUGUCGGUGCGUGUCUAGGCGGCGACCCGUUUCCGAGAGAACUAAGGGAGACGAAGUUGAGGUUUGAUAGGUUGAAUUGCUGUUUUGGAACGAGGGGCGAGACGGGGGAUAUUUUUGAGAGGCAUAGUUUUACGGGGUUGAGGAGGGCUCGUAGUGAGGUGGGGAGUAAGGAGAAGAAGGGGUUGCAUUGA
Macroventuria anomochaeta is the source of this 2073-nucleotide messenger RNA. RefSeq lists its product as uncharacterized. NCBI's taxonomy places the organism in Eukaryota, Fungi, Ascomycota, Dothideomycetes, Pleosporales, Didymellaceae. The record is from RefSeq and is a predicted model, not a curated record. Bases 1 to 2073 code for a protein of 690 amino acids. The transcript has 8 exons.